CCCCCCCCCAACGCCCCGCCUUGGUCACGGUGAGGAAUUACUUCCAUCGACCAUUUAUUUAAGCCGCACUCUCCCGUCUCAUGAGCUUUUUCGGGUCCGACGUGAGCCUGUCGACACCGGCCGCCGCUCGUCGGAACACCAUGGGGAUUUGAGAGACAGGGGAAGCGACGGGACUCCGCAUCUUUCUCCUGCGCUGCCGUGAGGCUGCAGAGGACCAUGCAGCACCUGACACCAUGGCGAGCUCUGCUCCUCCUGGCCGCGCUGUGCCAGCCGGGCAUGUCAGACAGAUACGGUUGCCUGUUUGAGAGGAAACUGUGCAUGAGGGAUCAGUUUUGCUCAGAUGACGGGCUGUUUGGUCAGUGCCAUAGCUCCAAGCAGGACCAGGUCCAGUACCAGGUGUCAAUUCCUGUUCUGAAGAGGAUGCAGGAAGUCCUCAAACAGCUAAUGCAGCAAGGGCUUUCAUGGCAGGAUGACAUCACACAGUAUAUUUUAUCGAAGGAGUUGAAGAGAGUUCCCCACACCAUCCACCCCUCCAAACCGAACUCCCCUUCCUCCUCUUCUCAUUCACCUCAGCCUAAACAGUACAUCCCCAGUCACCAUAGUUCCAAGUCGGGGUCCACAUCUCCCGGUGGCAACUAUGUGGACUACAUGAUUGUUGAGCCUCCUCAAUCCCAGAUGCGCAUGCAGACAGCGUCCAUGGACCCCUACACAUACCGCCAGCAUAGGUACCAAGAUGAAGUUGAGCGAUCUCUCAUAGGGGCAGGGGGCAACUAUGCCCGCCCCUCUUCAAGGUCCCAGGCCAAUCAGAGAGAGCGAGAGCGAGAGCGAGCGCAAGAGCGUGACAGGCAGCUGCUACAGGAAGCCUUGUCUCUCUACCUGGCAUCUGCCCAGCCCUCAUAUCGCCACCGGGGGGCUGCUGCCAUGGCUCCUGCAGGACUGCCUUAUUAUGAGGACUUGGAACUGGAGAUUCCAGUGGACUAUGUGGAAGACUAUACCCUAGAGGAGCGAAUUGGUACUGCAGGCAGACAACAAAUGCCGCAGAACAAGAAGGUUCUUCAGGAUGUCAGCUCUCUGUCUGGAAACAACAAUGGCUUGCUCCAGAGGAUGUCAGGAGUCUUGCAGAAGUACGGAGUUGACCCCAGGGAACUCAGUCAAGAACAGCUCUACAAGCUAGCCCUGAUACUGCAGCUGCUGCAGGCCCAAGACAAAACAGAUCCAAUUGAGAAGGACCUCCUCACCCUCAAGGAGACUCAGGUGUUGAAAUCAGACAGCUCGUCAAAUAAGCCACAGAAACCCGCUCCCGUUCCCGGACCCCCCGGUGCCCCACCUGCACCCUCCUCUGCCUCGGUCCCGGCCACACCUCCAGCCAGGAGCACCAGCCUUCCCUCCUCUGCCUCUCAGCCCCCUCAGGCCUCUCCUGCAGAAGCCGGACAGGGCCUGAAGGAGAAGGAGCCGCCACUGGUUGAGGGUGCGGGAGCCAAGGAGGAGUACGGGUACAUUGUCACCAACCAGAGUCCUCUGAGUCUGAAUGAUGGAGUGAAGCUGCUGGAACUACUGGCUGAUAAGAUACACCUGACAACCAGCAGCUUCAUCAAUAUCAGUGUGGUGGGUCCCGCGCUGACGUUCCGUAUCCGCCAGAAUGAACACAACAUGACGGCUGCAGAGGUGGCUGCUAAAGCUGUAUCGGAAAAGAACUUCCUGGAGUCUGAGACGGGCCUGAAGAUUGUACAGACUGGCAUGGGAGAGAGGACAGAUGUACGGGGUCUCCCUCAGGUAACCAGGGUUUCCCAGGGCUCCAGUGGGACGGUUAUCACCCUUGUUUCCAUGGCAGUUGUGGGUGGCCUGCUGGUAUUGGCCAUGGCCGUAGCUUGUCUCAGGCACUAUGCUCAGCAAGUGGCCAAUGGCAAGCUCGGCCUGGGGCCAGAGGGAGGAGCCGAAACACACUUCGACUACCAGGAGCUAUGUCGGCAGCACAUGGCAUCCAAAUCCUCCUUGUGCCGUCAGGACUGCGUGGCCGGAGUGAGCAGCACCAUGGCAGGGACCGCCAUAGGAACAGGGGCCGGCGGUCGACGGGGCACCGACACAUCUCGUGUCAGCAGCGUCUCCUCCCAGUUCAGCGAUGGUCCGCAGCACAGCCCGUCCUCCACCCACAGCUCGACCCCAUCGUGGAGCGAAGAGCCCGCCCAGUCCAAUAUGGACAUCUCUACCGGCCACAUGAUACUGGCUUACAUGGAGGACCACCUGCGUAAUAAGGACCGCCUUCAGAAGGAGUGGGAGGCUUUGUGCUCCUACCAGGCCGAACCCAGUUCAGUGGCUGUGGCUCAAGUCCCAAACAACGUGGACAAAAACCGACACGCUCAAUCCCUCCCCUAUGAUCACUCUCGGGUGAAGCUGAAGACUGAAGUGAACCCAAGUAAACAUGAUUACAUCAACGCUAGCACCAUAUUUGAUCAUGACCCUCGCCAACCAGCUUACAUUGCCACACAGGGACCUCUGCCCCACACUGUUGCAGAUUUCUGGCAGAUGGUGUGGGAGAAUGGCUGCACGGUGAUAGUGAUGAUGUCGGCACUGGUGGAAGACGGAGAGAAGCAGUGCGAGCGAUACUGGCCCGAUGAGGGCUCGUCACUCUACCACAUCUAUGAGGUGAACCUGGUGUCUGAGCACAUCUGGUGCAAGGACUUCCUGGUGCGCAGCUUCUACCUGAAGAACGUCCAGACUCAGGAGACCAGAACUUUAACACAGUUCCACCUGUUGAGCUGGCCGGCCGACGGCAUCCCCACCUCCACACGACCACUGCUGGACUUCCGCAGGAAGGUGAAUAAAUGCUACAGAGGUCGCUCCUGCCCAAUCAUCGUUCACUGCAGCGAUGGCACCUGCAGGACUGGCGCGUACAUCCUCAUUGACAUGGUGCUGAACCGCAUGGCCAAAGGAGUGAAGGAGAUCGACAUCGCAGCCACACUGGAGCACAUCAGAGACCAGAGACCUGGCUUGGUCCACACCAAGGACCAGUUUGAGUUUGCACUGACAGCGGUAGCAGAGGAGGUGAAUGCCAUCUUGAAAGCCCUGCCACAGUGAGCCACACACUUUAGGACACAUGCAGACAAAAAAAAGAGAAGAAGACAAACCCCAAAGGACACACGUGUGCGAUCCAGUCAUGUAUGUCUGGCCCACACUGUAAAUAAGAAUUUGCUUUACCACACUUGUUUUCAGCAUGCAGUAUUUUACCAUCCAUGCAGUCACUCUCUGGGUUUUUAAAAUCUUUGGAACUUCAUUUGAAUGAAAAGUACAAAAAAUGACGCGGAUGUAAAUAUGAACAGUGAUUUGACACAGAUUUGAGUCUUUACUUUCUGAAAUUUCUACUUGAUUAGACAAUAAUACGGCCAUCACAUGUGCAUACACUGUGCCGAUGUGCAGAACAGGGAGCUUAUUUAUUUAAUGGUCGGUAUCUUUGCCUCAUGAUUAAUUAACAGAUGAUUUACCACCAACACUGAGGGGUUUAUUCUGGCUGUUCUGUUGAAUGUUGCAAUUUUCAAACAUAAAAAUAUUGUUAAAUUUCUUCACAACCACGUCCAUCUUACUGAUUUACAGACUGGUUCCUCUCCCUGUAACUCUCCGAGUGCGGUGUUAACGUGUCCACCAGAAUACUGUGUGCUCCGGUCUAGUGUGUGUUGAUUCCCUGCAGAUUUUUAUUUGUGAGGCUUGUUUUUGCCUUGAGGGUAUGAUUGUUUGCUCUAAGCACUGGUUGUUUUGACAGUAAAAAUUCUACUUUACUGUACUUUACAUUAACCACAAAGUACGGAUCACUCACACACACACCAAGUGAUGUUUGGCUUCUUUCUCUUUCUCGUUCCUUGUUCGUCCUUGUGACUAUUGUAAAUAAUUCAUCCAGAUGAUUGUGUUUAUUUCAUGUAGCAGACAGAUGGAAAAUAUCUAUAAAAAUGUAUUUUUGACUUUACCUUAAUAAAUUUGUGAUGUGAUGCAGCAGAAUAAAAAGGCUUGAAUGCU
Messenger RNA from Scophthalmus maximus (turbot), 4005 nucleotides. RefSeq names its product protein tyrosine phosphatase receptor type Na (gene ptprna). The record is from RefSeq and is a predicted model, not a curated record. Lineage: Eukaryota; Metazoa; Chordata; Actinopteri; Pleuronectiformes; Scophthalmidae. Gene Ontology annotation, cellular component: secretory granule. Gene Ontology annotation, biological process: protein dephosphorylation. The transcript has 24 exons. The coding region runs from base 217 to 3075 and encodes 952 amino acids. Gene Ontology annotation, molecular function: protein tyrosine phosphatase activity.